UUCCUCUGUCUCUCUCCCUCUCUCUCUCUCUCCCCCCCCUCCCCUUCUCUUCCCCUCCUCCACCGCCGCCGAAUCCUCCCCUCCGGGGCCGCCUCGGGCGCCGCCGAGAAGAUCCGUACGAGCGCCACCGGGGUCUCAUCUCUCUCCAAUCCCCCGCAUCGUCUGAUGAGGUGGCGUCUAGUUGGUUACACGGACAGUCGAUCAUGGAGAACGGGGAAAUCGAGAGUACAGAUGAGGAGAUGCCGUCACAGGGUGGGCGGCAAUACAGACCAGUCGGAUCGCAUGAUCGAGCUGUUAUCCAGAUGUCUUCAAUGGAGCGUGGAUCUGUCCCGGAGAUCCCACUGAAAAAUCUUAAGGUCGGUCCUCAGGCCAACAUUGAUCCAAGGAUGCAAGAGGGAUCUUCUGAAAGUCAUGAGGCACCCAACGGAUCUCACAAGGAAUCAAAGCUUGAGCUAUUUGGUUUUGACUCUCUUGUUAACAUUUUGGGACUCAAGAGUAUGACAGGUGAACAAAUUCCGGCACCUUCGAGUCCUAGAGAUGGUGAGGAUGUAGCGAUUACCAUUGGACACCCUAAGCAAUCUGGGCCAAAACUUGGUACUAUGAUGGGUGUCUUUGUGCCAUGUUUGCAGAACAUCUUGGGAAUUAUAUAUUAUAUCCGUUUUUCUUGGAUUGUGGGUAUGGCUGGCAUUGGGGAGUCACUUGUGCUUGUUUCCUUUUGUGGUGCUUGUACAUUUUUAACUGGAAUAUCUUUAAGUGCUAUCGCAACUAAUGGGGCAAUGAAGGGUGGUGGGCCAUACUACCUCAUUGGUCGAGCCCUUGGUCCAGAAGUUGGAGUUAGUAUUGGAUUGUGCUUCUUUCUUGGGAAUGCAGUUGCUGGAGCUUUGUAUGUCUUGGGAGCUGUUGAAACCUUCUUAGAUGCUGUGCCUUCUGCUGGAUUUUUUAAAGAGAGUGUAACAGUAGUGAACAACACAUUGGUAAAUGGUACAGCAACAGCUGGCACUGCAACAAUAUCCACUCCGAGCUUGCAUGAUCUCCAACUCUAUGGGGUGAUUGUGACCAUACUGUUGUGCUUUAUUGUCUUUGGAGGUGUGAAAAUUAUUAAUAAAGUUGCUCCUGCUUUCUUAAUACCUGUCCUCUUUUCGCUCUUCUGCAUAUUUAUCGGGAUCUUUGUUGCUCCGAGGAAGAAUGCUUCAAGUGGCAUCACUGGCUUAAGUAUAACGACAUUCAAAGAUAAUUGGGCUUCUGAUUAUCAACGAACAACCAAUGCUGGAGUACCUGACCCAAAUGGCCCUAUUUAUUGGGAUUUUAACGCCUUGGUUGGUCUAUUUUUUCCAGCUGUAACUGGAAUCAUGGCUGGCUCAAAUCGAUCUGCAUCACUUAAAGAUACGCAACGUUCAAUACCCAUUGGAACAUUGUCUGCGACACUAACAACCUCCUUUCUAUAUCUGAUAUCUGUGCUACUAUUUGGAGCACUUGCUACCAGAGAAGAACUUUUGACAGACAGGCUUCUUACCGCUUCGGUGGCUUGGCCGGUUCCAGCAAUCAUCUAUGUGGGGAUCAUCCUAUCCACCUUAGGUGCAGCAUUACAAAGCUUAACAGGGGCUCCAAGGCUGCUUGCGGCCAUAGCUAAUGACGACAUUUUACCUGUUCUUAAAUAUUUUAAGGUCGCAGAAGGGGGCGAGCCCCACCUGGCGACAUUUUUUACAGCAUUUAUAUGUAUUGGGUGCGUCGUGAUAGGCAAUUUGGAUUUGAUCACACCCACCGUUACUAUGUUUUUCCUGUUGUGUUAUGCUGGUGUGAAUCUAUCUUGUUUUCUACUGGACCUGCUAGAUGCACCUAGCUGGCGGCCCCGAUGGAAGUUCCAUCACUGGAGCCUCUCUCUUAUUGGCGCGCUGCUUUGUAUUGUCAUCAUGUUUUUAAUUUCCUGGUCUUUCACUGUGGUAUCUCUGGCCCUGGCAAGCCUUAUAUACUAUUAUGUCAGCAUAAAAGGAAAAGCUGGAGAUUGGGGAGAUGGGUUCAAAAGCGCGUACUUCCAGCUGGCCUUGCGAAGCCUACGAUCAUUAGGAGCAAACCAAGUACACCCCAAGAACUGGUACCCGAUCCCUCUAAUAUUCUGCCGCCCGUGGGGGAAGCUUCCAGAGAAUGUCCCUUGCCAUCCCAAGCUUGCGGACUUUGCCAACUGCAUGAAGAAGAAGGGUCGCGGCAUGUCCAUCUUUGUAUCCAUCCUCGACGGCGACUACCAUGAGCUUGCUGAGGACGCCAAGAGCGCAUGCCGCCAACUCAGCACCUACAUCGACUACAAGCGCUGUGAAGGUGUCGCUGAGAUCAUCGUCGCCCCUUCCAUGUCGGAUGGAUUUCGUGGCAUCGUCCAGACGAUGGGCCUUGGAAACUUAAAGCCCAACAUUGUUGUUAUGCGGUAUCCUGAAAUUUGGCGGAGGGAGAAUUUGACACAGAUACCCUCCACUUUUGUGAGUAUUAUCAAUGACUGCAUCAUAGCCAAUAAGGCUGUUGUUAUUGUUAAGGGCCUAGAUGAAUGGCCUGGUGAGUACCAGAGACAAUACGGGACGAUCGACCUCUAUUGGAUAGUUAAGGAUGGCGGGUUGAUGCUUCUUCUGUCCCAGCUUUUGCUCACAAAGGAGAGUUUUGAGAGUUGCAAGAUUCAGGUGUUCUGCAUAGCCGAAGAGGAUACAGAAGCUGAGGAGCUUAAGGCCGAUGUGAGGAAGUUUCUGUAUGAUCUGAGAAUGCAGGCAGAGGUGAUUGUCGUGACGAUGAAGUCAUGGGAGGCACACAUGGAGAGUGGGGCCCAGCAGGAUGACUCAUUGGAGGCAUUUACGAGCGCACAGCAGAGGAUCUCUGCGUACCUGGCGGAUAUGAAGGAGACGGCACGGAGAGAAGGGAGGCCAUUGAUGGCAGACGGGAAGCCGGUGGUCGUGAACGAACAGCAGGUCGAAAAAUUCCUUUAUACCACCUUGAAGUUGAACUCGACAAUACUCAGGUACUCGCGGAUGGCUGCGGUGGUGCUAGUGAGUCUACCACCCCCGCCGCUUAACCACCCAGCAUACUUUUAUAUGGAGUACAUGGACCUUCUUGUUGAGAACGUACCAAGGAUGUUGAUAGUUAGGGGAUACAGAAGGGAUGUCGUGACGCUCUUCACGUGAUCGGUGUGGAUUCUUUUUUUGGACGGUAUUGAUUGUGGUUUCUCGAAGUUGUUUGGUGUUACUGGCUGGAAAUAGAAGAGUGCUACUCUGAGGUUCAGGAGGGAGAACACACGGGGAAUUUAAAUUGAUCGGGUAAAUCAAGACCAUUUUUAAAGACUGCUCAGCUGCAAUGCAGGCGCUCGGAUUCACAAAAUGCUGCUAUUCACAGUGCAAGUUUGGCAUACGGAACAAUUCCACACCGACCAAAUGUGCUUUUCUUACAAAUUUUGCAGAUACAAUUCUUGCUCAAUAUGUAAACACUUCAAUAUUAGACACAAAUCUUCAUUUUUUUUUUUUUUUAUUGCGAACAUGAUAGCACAUUCUUCUUGUCAUCCAUAUUUUUAUGUUGAUAGUUAUCAUGUGAGCGAGAAGAGGCUGAAAGAGUUUGAAUACCAUUGAUGAGGAGAGCUUGUUGCGGUUGAUGAGGAGAGCUUGUGAUCAUAAGUUUCCGUCGUAUUUAUUUGCUAGACCGGAUUCAUCAGUAUAGUAAGAGAAUUAUUUUCAA
This is a messenger RNA of Ananas comosus (pineapple), 3702 nucleotides long. Its product is annotated as cation-chloride cotransporter 1. The record is from RefSeq and is a predicted model, not a curated record. NCBI's taxonomy places the organism in Eukaryota, Viridiplantae, Streptophyta, Magnoliopsida, Poales, Bromeliaceae. Gene Ontology annotation, biological process: monoatomic ion transport; transmembrane transport. Gene Ontology annotation, cellular component: membrane. The coding region runs from base 204 to 3158 and encodes 984 amino acids. The transcript has 14 exons. Gene Ontology annotation, molecular function: chloride:monoatomic cation symporter activity.